AUGAGUUCCAUAACGCCCCAGUCCUUUGUCGAUGACGGCGGGUCUUUCACCAAGCGCAUACCUCGCGGCCUUGAUCAGCGUCACAUCGCCAAGUGGAUUGCCAGCAAUGGCUCAGAUACCUCAGCCUAUACGGGCAGUUUUGUUGAUGACGGAGCAGACAUGCACCUUCCACUCGGAGCAGCCCCAGGUUUUGGACCAAUCGACACACGUUUUUACAAGCAGAGAAAGCUGAAGGGGCCCAAACAUGGUGCGGAGACAUUGUGGAACGGCGACGUGCAAAAGGCAAUCAGUGGAGACAUACAGCGGAAUCUAGAGAAGAUACGAGGCCUGGGCAGACUGGAGGUCAAGAGAACGAAUCGCGAUAGCCGUCAGGAUGGAAUAGUCGGAGAGCAAAAGCAGGCGAAGAAGGACACGGUGACAAUUCCUAUGCCACCUCAAUGGGGAACUUUCGUCAUCAAAGCAGAUAAUGGUCGCGUCAUUGUCGUGGAUAAGGAUGGCGAGUUCGAUUCUGGUCCACGAAAAACUGGCAGUGAGCAACCAAAACAUUGGGUCAAAGCAGCAUCUACUAUCGAACCAAGCUCCCCAGUUCGAGGCUCGAUUCCACCGUCUCUGCCGAAGCAUCGCACUUGCCGUAUGUCGCAUGAACGCUCGAAGGAGAGCCGAAAAGAGAAGACUGAAAGACAAAAGGAGGACAAACACAAGAAGUCUCGUCAAUCACAGCAUUCACCGCCCAUAAUACUCACACCCAUUCCAGAAUCUGAGUAUGAAGAUCGCUACCUACCUUCCGGCGGCGAAGACAUUGGGUCGCCGACGGGCUUCAUGAUGACGGGUGGUGCGAGCGGUUGGCCCUCUAGCAGAGCUACUUCUGUGACUUCUCCGGUUAUAUCAGUGAGCGAUGGAUACGAAUACAUUGUCCCGAAAGCCCCAAUCAAGGCCAUUAGUGAGGGAUUCAGGCAUGUCUCUCCGCGCUCAAGUGGACACAAGGACGUCGUUCCGGAGUUGAACUCUUGGACCAAGGAGAAGAAAACGUCGAAUGUGCGCUCGCCGCCUGGAGGAUGGCCGUCCCCUGAGCUGUCAUCGGCUAAGGAGACGAGUAAGGCAGUAUCGGAGAAAUUCUGGGAUGGAGGACAGUUUGAAAGUGCAUGGAAAGCCAGUAGCCCAAGUCAAUCACAUAAGACCGACAAGUCGCACGGUACUAGCAGGAGCGGCAAAUCACGAAAUUCGAAGAAAGAUUCGGACAAUGCUUCAGUGAAGAGUUAUACGACCUACAAAGCUCCUACCGUUGAAGAUGCAGCCAACAUCUCCGCGGAAGAGAAAGAGGAGUAUGUUGUGACUGGAUGGGGAGGCAGUGUGAAGAGCAGCAGCACUCAAGACUGGGGGCGGAACAAAAAGAACAGCGAGAAGAGCUUCAGCACACCUCACCCACAUACCUGGGCAAGCAGCAAGUCCCCUAGCGAACAAAGCUGGAGCAAGAGACUCAAAGCUGCCGAUAACCAUAACUGGACAGAUGUUGAACACUCUACGUUUCAGCAACACGCCAGCAAUCCUACGUCUGUACAUUCUGGUAGUCCUACACGGCCCUCGAGCGAUGCUACGUGGGAUGGCUUCGAGAAAAGGAAAUCAAUUAGUGAGGUUAGUGUCGUAGACAUAAGGAGUGAGCGGGGAUCUCUAGGUCACCACAGCCGAUUGUCAAGUCGACAGUCUUCCCAUCGAAGUCACCAUAGCCAGGGUACACGUGGGAGCCACAGGAGCAGCAGACACGCACAAACUACAGGCUGGGAAGAUAGUCAAACAGGUUGGGCGGGUGGUAAUCAAUCCAGCCACAAAAUUCGAGACUCGUAUCGAUCCGAUGCUACAGCGGGUUGGCCUGGUAGUCGUGUCAUCAGCGAACAGAGCUGGAGUAAUGAGAAGGCUCGUGUUGAUGACGGCAAUGGUGACGACUGGGGUGGUGGAGAUGAAGACAAGGGAAAAUAUGCGAAUGGAUUCGACGAGGAUAACGCGACAUAUUUGAAUGAUGAUUGGGGUGAUAUUCCGGUGAGAGUGGGAAGUCGUGCGGGGAGCAAGAGCUCGAGGCUGAGUAGUGCUGAGGCGGCGGCGGCGGCGGCGGCGGCGGCGGGCUGGGAGUAG
Alternaria atra is the source of this 2127-nucleotide messenger RNA. RefSeq lists its product as uncharacterized. The transcript has a single exon. Bases 1 to 2127 code for a protein of 708 amino acids. The record is from RefSeq and is a predicted model, not a curated record. Lineage: Eukaryota; Fungi; Ascomycota; Dothideomycetes; Pleosporales; Pleosporaceae.